AUGUCAAAAUCUGUUGCAGUGGAAGAUUCUUGCACAAGUUUCAUGGAAUCAAAAUGUCCGCAAGCUAAAAAAGAUUAUCCCAUAGCUAAACCAGAUUUGGAUUACUGCAAACGCCUUGAGAAAUACAAAAGUUGUGCUAAAAAUAUCAAUGAGAAGUGCUGGGAUUUCUACAAUGGACUCUCUAUUGAUAAUUGUCCUCGUAAUGACAUAUGCAUAAACGAGUUCCAAAAUUUGUGUCCCAAUGCGGAACGAAAUUAUCCUAAGCGUAUUCCAGAUUCAAAUUUUUGCAAUCGCCUGUUAACAUAUUAUAUGUGUGCUCAUGAGGUAGCACACGAAUGCGAAAGGCACUUCGUCACUGUCUAUCACAUAAUAUGUAAAACUGCAGAUAAAAUCAGUGAAUGCGAAGGAAAGUACAGAUACAAAGCAUUGCCAAAUUAUGAAUAA
Messenger RNA from Octopus sinensis (East Asian common octopus), 444 nucleotides. RefSeq lists its product as uncharacterized. Bases 1 to 444 code for a protein of 147 amino acids. NCBI's taxonomy places the organism in Eukaryota, Metazoa, Mollusca, Cephalopoda, Octopoda, Octopodidae. The record is from RefSeq and is a predicted model, not a curated record. The transcript has 6 exons.